AUGGCGGCAUCGUCACGACCGCCGCCACCGCCCAUCAAUGGAGCGCGUCCGUCGCGUCGAAAUCAAAAACGCGGCAAAAACAACAAGGAACAAGAAAAGAACCUUGAGCCGCCGUCGUCAUUAGAAACGGAGGUGCAUUCCACCGCGGCCCUGAGUGAUGAGCGCGUGACAGACGAUACGAAUAGAGACGAGGACGAGCUACCGCUACAGCAUGUCGCUGCAUCGACGACGGAGGAAGACGUAUCGAACCUUACAACGAGACUAUCAGAGUGUGAAGAGGCCGUGACUCGGCUCAAGACCGAGCUCCAGGAACGCGACGAUACCAUUGAGCAGCUCAAGAGACAGUCGACCGCAGAGAGAGACGAACUACAGCUCGUUAUUGCGCAGCGGGACGAGCAGCUAGCUGAGCUCGAGGCUCAGGUCAAGGCGUCUUAUGCAGCCAACGUCGAGCUGGCGUCUGUGCAGCAAGACCUGGCGCAACUUCGGACGCAGGUAUCAGAGCGAGACGAGCAAGUGGACAAGUUGUCCAGGCAGCUCGAUGCGUCUGUGCGGCAGGACACUGACGACAGGCACUGGGAGCAGGAGCGCGAGCAGCUGGAGGCGCGCCUUGAGGAGGAGAAGAACCGCGCGGAUAGUGCUGAGGACUGUGUGCGCAAUUUGCGGUACACGAAUGAAGAAAGUCGCCGAGCGAUCAUGCGGCUUCAGAGCAUGCGGUCUUCGUCACAACGAUCCGACGACGACGGCGCCGAUCGACGGCGAUCAGGACACAUUCUCAGCUCACUGAGCGGGCGAAGUGACGCUGAUUCAGAGACGGACCGCUCGGGCCUUCGUGACUUGCGGCUCGUGUCGCCGUCGCAGCCAUCGCAAGAGCAGUUUUCGCCGCCGAUGCGACCUGACGAGCCCGCUACUGAUGACGUUAGCUCGCAGCAUGGCGACGAUACUGUAUCUACUACGACGCCCGCCAUCGCUGGCUUUUUCCCAUCUUCGCUUCUGCGCUCCUCGCUGGGCUUCUCACGAAAAGGGCCGGGUGACGAGGCGUCAGGCGCCGACUUGUCGAUGGAAGAGAUGCGCGUCGAGCACGAAAAAACACAGAAGGAGCUACGCGCUGUACAACAAGAGCUUGCGCAAGUGCAUGCACAGCUAUUCGAGUCUCGUGAAGCAGAGCAAGCGAGUCAGACCAUGAUUUCGUCCCUCCGUGCGUAUAUUGCCGAGGGUCAAGCCACCUCCUAG
Malassezia restricta is the source of this 1230-nucleotide messenger RNA. RefSeq names its product viral A-type inclusion protein repeat protein. The coding region runs from base 1 to 1230 and encodes 409 amino acids. The record is from RefSeq and is a predicted model, not a curated record. NCBI's taxonomy places the organism in Eukaryota, Fungi, Basidiomycota, Malasseziomycetes, Malasseziales, Malasseziaceae. The transcript has a single exon.